AUGAUUUCUCAACAACAACAUUCCACAGAUCAUUUAAAAUAUAGUCACAAUCAGAUGCUUGAGUUGAAACAUUACUUGCCUUAUGAGAAUUCAAUUGCCUCUUUCAUCACUUUGCCAAAAGCAUCUGUUUAUUCAAGAGUUAAGAGCGUGAAGGAUGCUGGUUUUGAUAGUUUUGAAUUGAUGGAAAAUGACUUGCCAGAUAUCAUGGAUGAUCUACCAAGAUUUAAAAAAUAUUUGGAUGAUAUUGGAUUGAAAAUUUCUAUAUUUCAACCAUUUAGAGAUCUUGAAGGUUCUUGGAAUGGAUUUGAGAAUCGAUUGGCUAGUUUCUCUAAAAGACUUGAUGUUAUGAAGGUAUUGGAUAUUGAUCUCAUAUUGGUUUGUUCGAAUUGUCAGCUUCCAAAAUCCGAAAUCCCACAGAGCGCCUUUGUUGAACAAUUACAAAUAGCUAGUGAUUUGGCUCUUGGUAAAGGAAUAAAGAUUGCUUAUGAGGCUUUGUCAUGGGGUACUUACAUCAGCAAAUUUGAGCAGAAUUGGGAAAUUGUCAAACUCGUGAAUAGACCAAAUCUUGGGAUUUGUAUUGAUUCAUUUCAUUUGUUCAUUCAUGGUUCCAAGCUGGAUAUCAUUGAUGAAAUGGCUGGUAAGAUUUUCUUUGUUCAACUUAGUGAUUCAAUGAAAUUGAAAAUGCCAAAGCUAAUUGACCAUGCAAGAAACUUUAGAUAUCUACCAGGCCAAGGCUCUUUUGAUAUUGCUGAGCUGGUGAAAAAGAUUCAUGAUGUUGGUUAUGAUGGACCAAUGUCUCUCGAAUGCUUUUGUCGUCCUUUUAAGUCUUUUAAUGACCUUGGUUAUGUUUCUAGAGAAGCAUUGGCUUCUCUAUACAACGUGCAGUUGGAUUUGAUUAAAGAUGGUGGUAUCCAAGCUGAUAUUCCAAGACAAUUGAAUUUUCAAAACUGUCAUGUCAAAGGCUUCAAAAGCUCAAGGCAACACAUUGUAUUCAAGAAUCCAAAUGCAGAUUUAGAUCUUGAGAUCUUGGUAACCCCAGCUGACACAUUCAAGACUAGACACUAUCUAUUUCAAUAUGGCAUGUUUUUGGAUUGUUUUAAGGAAUAUGAACCAUUGGAUAAAGAUAUACGGAAAUCCAUAACCUUUCAUUGCAGCAGAUUAACUUUCAAUAGUCUGUUGAUUUACAUCAAGAGUGUUUUGGGAUUAAAAGAAGAGAACAACAAAAACAGCUACUUUGGAUUACCAGAAUACAAAACAUUCACUAAUGGUGUUGUAUCUAUUAAUUUGGAGUGUGAUGAUAAUCAAAUGCCUUUGAAGAGCUUUUUUUAG
Messenger RNA from Hansenula anomala, 1329 nucleotides. RefSeq names its product sugar phosphate isomerase/epimerase family protein. The record is from RefSeq and is a predicted model, not a curated record. Bases 1 to 1329 code for a protein of 442 amino acids. The transcript has a single exon. NCBI's taxonomy places the organism in Eukaryota, Fungi, Ascomycota, Saccharomycetes, Phaffomycetales, Wickerhamomycetaceae.